Molecule: messenger RNA, 2590 nt
Organism: Synchiropus splendidus (mandarinfish)
Lineage: Eukaryota; Metazoa; Chordata; Actinopteri; Syngnathiformes; Callionymidae
Gene: snx18a
Product: sorting nexin 18a
Exons: 2
Coding region: 294-2021 (575 amino acids)
Biological process (GO): endosomal transport; endocytosis; mitotic cell cycle
Cellular component (GO): cytoplasmic vesicle; plasma membrane
Molecular function (GO): phosphatidylinositol binding; protein binding
Source: RefSeq, a predicted model, not a curated record
AGAUAUUCCUGGUUGCUGAGCAGCGUGUGAGAGCAGCAGAGGGAGGCGGGAGCUGCUCAUGUUGUUGUCGCCGUUAAUACUUGUCUCAUCACGUUUCUCAAGUUCCUCAUCCCGACUCGGACCGAACCGGAGAUUCUCUUUCCUGCAAAGUUUCAGUACAGAGUUCCAGGUGUUGCAUCGGCUGGAGCUAGCUCGGCUGCCCGUUUCGCUUCCCUCGUCCCCGGCCAGCCAGCAGUAAGUUAGCCCGCUGUCCUCCCUCUCCUCUCCUCUCCUCUCCUCUCCAGCUGUGUGCAAUGGCGCUCAAAGCCAGGGCCAUUUAUGACUUCAACUCCGAAAACCCCGGGGAGGUGUCGGUGCGGGAAAAUGAGAUCGUAACUUUAUAUAGUGAGCAGGACAUCGAGGGCUGGUUUGAGGGCACGAACAGCCGGGGAGAGAGAGGUCUCUUCCCCGCGUCGUACGUGGAGAUUUUGCGCAGCGACGCCGCCUCCACCAUCAACAACAACAGCUGCAACACAUCUGGUGACUCGGUCCCGGACUCCAGAUACGCCAACAUCCCAGCAGGAGGAUUCGACAGUUCUUACCAGCCCCCGACUAAAGUUGAGAACUUCUCACCUCCCAGUUUCAGCUCAUUUUCAGGCACCGCACAGCAGCAGGUGAGCCAGGGCAGCGACGACGACUGGGACGAUGACUGGGAUGACAGCUCCACCGUGGCCGACGAGCCAGGGACCGUGGGCGGAAGGUACCGUGAUUUUGACGGCUCUUCCACAUACAGAGUUUCAACAUCCUCCAUGGCACGAGGUCAGCAGGCGAAGGGUUCUGCCACAGUCAGCAGGAACUUGAACAGGUUCUCCACUUUUGUCAAGUCUGGAGGAGAGGCAUUUGUGCUUGGCGAAGCAUCAGGGUUUGUCAAAGAUGGGGACAAGAUUUGUGUGGUAAUGGGUCAGUAUGGUCCGGAGUGGCAGGAGAACCCGUACCCUUUCACCUGUGCAAUUGAUGACCCCACUAAGCAGACAAAAUUCAAGGGAAUGAAGAGCUACAUCUCAUACAAGCUCACUCCAACACAUACACAGAACCAGGUGAACAGGAGGUACAAGCACUUCGACUGGCUCUACACUCGCUUGGUGGAGAAGUUCCCUGUCAUCUCGGUUCCCCACAUUCCUGAGAAGCAGGCGACCGGCCGCUUCGAGGAGGACUUCAUCUCCAAGAGGAGGAAAGGUCUGAUCUGGUGGAUGAGCCACAUGACAAGACAUCCGGUCCUGGCGCGGUGUGAUGUAUUCCAGCACUUCCUCACCUGCAACAGCACAGAUGAGAAAGCCUGGAAGCUUGGUAAGAGGAAGGCGGAGAAGGAUGAGAUGGUUGGGGCAAACUUCUUCCUCACCAUUAGCACCCCACCAGCACCACUCGACUUUCAGGAGGUGGAGAGCAAAAUUGAUGGAUUCAAGUCUUUUACCAAGAGGAUGGACGACAGCACCCUUCAGCUCAACGCCACAGUCAAUGAGUUUGCCCGCAAGCAGAUCAGUGGCUUCAAGAAGGAGUAUCAGAAAGUGGGGAUGUCUUUUAAGAUCCUCAGUCAAGCUUUUGAAAUGGACCAGCAGGUGUAUUCGUCCGGACUCAACAAAGCCAUCUCCUUCACUGGGGAGGCCUACGACUCCAUAGGAGAGUUCUUUGCUGAACAGCCCAACAAAGAUCUGGACCCCAUCAUGGAUUUGUUAGCGCUUUAUCAAGGUCACCUGGCCAACUACCCGGAUAUCAUCCACGUGCAGAAAGGGGCGCUGACCAAGGUGAAGGAGAGCCAGCGACACGUGGAGGAAGGAAAGAUGGACCAAGCGCAGGCCGAAGGCAUCAACGACCGCUGCAACAUCAUCUCCUGCGCCACGCUAGCUGAGAUCCAGCACUUCCACAAGACCCGCGUGCACGACUUCAAGGCUCAGAUGCAACACUUCCUCCAGCAGCAGAUCGCCUUCUUCCAGAAGGUGACGGGGAAGCUGGAGGAGGCGCUGCAGAAGUAUGACAAUAUCUAGAGCAGCCGAGCCCAUCCUCACAAACACUCACUCCAGGGAUUGAAGCCCAACUUUGCCCAGGGUCUGUUUGUUAACCUGGAUGUUCUUAUUUAAGAUUUUUAUUUGUUUAUUUUGCCUCGGACUGGUGACACGAGGCGAGGAGCGUUUAGUUUAUUACGUUUUUUAGCCUUUUAACAGCGUUCUUACCGACAGUUGAGAUGCUCUGCCUUCUGGUCUUUCAAAUGUUUACAGCCGCACUCUCGCUGUGCCUUCCGAUUUCUUCUCUUGUCACUAAGAAGCUUUAUACGUGGAGAUAAAUGCUGUUUGUUUUGCUGCCACACGCUGGGGAAGGGGAGGGAAAAAGUAUAACGGUUGUGGGGUUCAUUUUUGACACAGGGAUUAGUGGCUUUGAAGGGAAUGCUGCACAAACACAGAAGCGUGUAGCCAGAGUUUAAUGGAUGUAUUUGUGUCGGGAUGAUGUAUAUCUGGUGAUAGUGCUAAGAUGAAUAUUUAAUGAUGCCUCCUGAUUUAACUGUGAGCCAAAUUUGAAGAGAUUAUUGAAGAGAGACACAAUUAAAACCUUCCACACA